Molecule: messenger RNA, 828 nt
Organism: Coffea arabica (coffee)
Lineage: Eukaryota; Viridiplantae; Streptophyta; Magnoliopsida; Gentianales; Rubiaceae
Source: RefSeq, a predicted model, not a curated record
AUGGAACUAGGGCCCAACUUAUUCCAGUUUAACAUCCCUAACUUGGAAGAUAAAAAAAGAGUUGUGGAAGGGGGCCCGUGGUUGAUAGAUAAUCAAGUGCUGGUACUUAGAAGGUGGUCAGAAAGGAUUGAAGAAAAUUAUGGAGCCUUCGUUACAGCGCCAAUAUGGGUGCAACUAUGGAACUUGCCUGUGCAUUGGUUAACUAAAGAGGUAGGUAGGAAGAUCGGGGCAGCGUUUAAGGAAGUAAAGGAGGUUAUUAUCCCUCAAACUGGGGGAAAGGGGGGUAGGCAUUUGAAAUUACUGGCCCUAGUUGACCUAUCAACACCCCUUCUUAGAGGCACAGUGAUGCAAAUAGCAGAUGUGUUUAAGUGGGUAGUAUUCAAAUAUGAGAGAUGCCCAGACUUCUGUUAUAGUUGUGGUGUUGUAGGCCAUAGUGAGAGGUCAUAUAAAGAACAGAGUGUUACGAUAGGAAGGCUCUCAGAGAACCAAUAUGGCCCUUGGAUGAGAGCAGGAAGCAUCAGAAGUCCUAGUAAGGAAAGACUUUUGAGAACUGAAUUGAAUAAGGACAGAAGAUACUGGAAAUUUCAGGAUGGAGAAAUGGUUGAGAGAAAGAGGAAUAGGAUAAAAAUAGGAGAUAGGCUGUUGGAGUUCCUUGAGAAUACAAAUAAGAAAAACAGAAGCAAACAACUCCUAGUUAAGGAGGGGGAAGAGAAGAGAUUGGGGAAACUUAAAAGUAGCCCACCAAAUAGGUUAGAUGAUAGUGAAGCAGCACGAGUUAUUGGUACUACAACUCAGCAAAUGGUCUUGGAAAAACAAAGAUCUUCCUAG